Athalia rosae (coleseed sawfly) is the source of this 3586-nucleotide messenger RNA. Its product is annotated as protein sneaky-like. The record is from RefSeq and is a predicted model, not a curated record. The transcript has 11 exons. The coding region runs from base 168 to 3128 and encodes 986 amino acids. Gene Ontology annotation, cellular component: membrane. NCBI's taxonomy places the organism in Eukaryota, Metazoa, Arthropoda, Insecta, Hymenoptera, Athaliidae.
ACCCGCUUACCUAAGUCUUCGGCAAGCCCCUCUUUGCGUAAUUCAACGCCCAUAGGAGUUCAACAUCGACACGUACCAGCUCUAUAUAAGACGGGCAAUCCGAAUGAGCAGCAAUGCAUUUGAAACUGCAGUGAACCUGAUUCAAGUGAUUAUACCGAGAUAAAGCAAUGAAGAUCGCCCUGGCGUUACUCGUCGGGUGUCUGGCCGUCCUCGGGACGAGAGCAGCACCCCAGUACACGACAAAGUACGACAAUAUCGAUCUCGAGAAAAUUUUGGCCAGCGAAAGGUUGUUGAAAAAUUACGUCAACUGUCUGUUGGACGAAGGGGUCUGCACCGCCGAUGGCAAAGAAUUGAAAGAGGUCCUACCCGAUGCCCUGGCAACCGGAUGCAAAAAAUGCAGCGAGAAACACAAGAACGGCGCUGACCAGGUGAUCCGUUUCUUGAUCAAAAAUAAACCAACGGAAUGGAACCUACUCACCAAAAAGUACGACCCCGAGGGUAAAUGGAGAGAGAGGUACUCCGAUAUGUUGGAGAAAGAUGAGGGAUCCAAGGAGACGCCAAAGGACGCUGAGGAAGCGGUCGCCGAGGUCUCGGAGAAGACCGCCUCGAUGCCAGGCUUAGAAAAUAUGUCGAGGGUGGGCCAGGUGAUCGAAGGAACGCUUGAAAAAUUUUCCAAGCUGUAUUUGAGCGCGUGCCCCACUUUCUAUCGCUUAUGUUUCGAUCCCGUUGGAACUCACAAAAAGUCCAGAGCAGCGCUGGGCUUUUUCUUCGGAUUUAUGCUCGGCGUACUCUUUUACGAAGUCGUCAUCGUAGACCUCGAAUUCUCCGAAUACACCGGGCUCGGACUUGGCGCCGUGAUAAUUGCGAUGUUAGCCAUUGGAUGCGCCUCCUCCAUCCAGGUAAGAUGUAUCUGCGUCCUUGCGAUCCCUGCCUUUUGCGGGAGAGCGGGUCGGAGCGUUCUGAAAGCAAUGGUACUGGCGUACGUAAUCGCCGGUCCGAUAUUCAAUUUGGCGUACAACGGUAAGGAGGUGGUGCGAACUUUUGCUUGCACAACGCAGCUGACAUACAACUUGACGAAGACUCGUUUGGACCUGAUGUUCAAGCCGUUUCAGCAGGCGAUUUUCGGUAUGAAGGCGGACGCCAACGAGAUAAGGGAGACUCUCGCCUCCGUGCGAGAAUUAUCGAGUCCGAUUAUUGAGGAAAUUGAGGGUGAGGAGGAGAUGAACCGUCUCAAAGAAGAGAAUGACUACUUCGAUGCAAAGUUGGGCGACACCAGGCGCAGCGAUGAAAUAGAACAGAGAGAAGAACGCCGGGAAAAAGAGGCGAAAGAGAAACGCGACAAUUCGCAAAAUGAGGCGGAUAUGUACGAAGCUAGAUAUCGCGAGAAAAUCGAAGAACGAUGCGAAGAACAGCUGACCCGGGGGGCGGAACGCUGCAGGGACAUGUUUAGCAGCGCUUAUGACAAGUGUUACGACGGCGUGACCUUCCUUGCUGCGUGGCUUCUCUGCUGGCCGAUGAAACUCACCUUUGUGUGUAACUUGGCACAAGCCAUGGGAGGAUCGAGCACCUGUAAUCCCGACGGAAAAGUCGACGUCGGAAUCGGCGAGGGCUACGUCGCCUUGAAAGGAUCCCGAGAUAAACUUAGCGCGAGUUUGAAGGACGCUAAACUUCAGUACAAGGUGAAAAAAAACCCAAUACUUUUGGACGUUCGCGGGGCGAGCGAUACCGCGAAGGCCGUUAUGCACGAUUUUGACGCGAGACGGAAGCUCUUCGAUUCGGCAAUGACGAUAAUACGAAGAUGCUUGGCGUUCGUAUUUCUCAAGAUAAUACUGAGCGCGCAAAGUUACCACGACAAGUAUCUCAACGACAUCGAAUUCGACAACAUCUACGUAACCACCUACUUCCGGCGCAUCGACGCCCGCCGAAAAUCAAGGGAAUGUCAGACUCUCCUGCCUCUCAGGAAGAUCGAAAGGACCAAACUGAUCGAUCCGUACAAGGCCGGACCCAGCAGGACGGAGAGGGCUAACCUUGUCGGACAGACUGUCAAACUGAUCCUGGAAAUGGUGACAGCGACGACCUUCGUCCUGCUGGACCGUCUUUUCUUCGAGACUCUGGACGUGGUGCGUCGUCACGCUCACAUCGAAUACACUCAGAGUGGGCGUCACGACAUGAGCCUCGAAGUCCGAGGGACGGGAAUAAUCGCGUCCCUUGUCCGGAGCGUGAUCGGAGGUUUCAACGGUAAACGUCGAAUCAAAACGGUGACCUCUAACCAAUCGUGCCUACCACGACCUCGAGAACUCCCGGGCUACAUCCUCGCGAAGAUAUACGGGACUUACUUCGCCGUGUGGGUGAUGCUCCUCCUAGCGGCUUACACUCAACGAUCACGUCACGCAAUUUGCGCCUUCUUUUACCGCACCAGAGAAAAAAGACGCGUCCUGUACCUCUACAACGAAACUCUACGCCGACGCCUGGGAUUCUUCAGGUUUAUGCGAGGUCGUAUACGGGCUCUGGUCAGAGCGCGACUCCUUGAAAGAGACAUGGACCCUUGGCUAGCUCUUCGCGAACGAUCCCCAAGACUUUGCGGAUGGUUGCGUUACUUCGCUUUCGCGAGAGCCGAGUGUCUGAUAUGCGGUGAAACCGAACCCAGGAAAGGUCCAGCUUUCAGACGCUGCACUACACCGGGAUGCCCUUUCGUUCACUGUCAGGAAUGCUGGAGAGAUAAGAAUUCAAGAAUGUUGUUCUUCCUCUGCCUCUUCUCGACCAUCGGGAUCCUCCUCGCCGCAACGCAGGAUGAAAAAUACACCACGAAAUACGAUAACGUCGACAUCGAUUCGAUCAUCCGGAGCGAAAGACUGACCGAUAACUACGUCAAAUGUCUGUUGGACUUAAAACCCUGUCCACCGGAAGCCGCUGAACUGAAAAAAAAUCUGCCGGACGGUCUGGAGCACGAAUGUUCCAGUUGCAGCGAAUCGCAGAAAAUCGCGGUGGACAAAAUCGCCCAUUAUCUGAUAGAGAAUAAACCGGAAGAUUGGACACUCCUGGAAGAAAAGUACGACCCUACCGGUGCCUACCGAUCGCGAUAUCGCGCCCUCAUUGAAUCGGAUCGAACCGAAUCAUCGGUGGUCUAGCAUUAUUCGCCGAUAAUCUGGAAACGAUCUUCGUGUACCACUUCAGGUAUGAAAAGGAACGGCAAAAUCUCUCUAAAUCUAUAAUAUAUAUAAUCAGAACCGGAAGUAGCGAUAGAAACUCGAGUAGAUCGUAUACAAUAUAUAUAUAUAUAUAUAUUUUAUAUAUUGUAUGAUAUCGCGCGGACUACCGUCGUACCGCAUGGGUAUUAUGUGUCGCCUAGUUAUAACACACUGCUCACAACCAUGUCCCAACCAAAGCUGCACCUAUAAGUGCGUAUAAUGUACGAGCUUCACAUACGUAUGUAUAUCUGUAUACAUCAGAUACUGGUUUGUGCAAUCGUUACGUAAAGUUGUGCAGAUGGCACGCGGUGAGGUGAGCAGCACUACCGAUACCAUUAUUGUAAUACGAGUUUAACAAUAAUAAAUUACGUUGCACGACGAUGGGUAAUAUGUUAAAA